Molecule: messenger RNA, 2725 nt
Organism: Lathyrus oleraceus (garden pea)
Lineage: Eukaryota; Viridiplantae; Streptophyta; Magnoliopsida; Fabales; Fabaceae
Product: nucleobase-ascorbate transporter 12
Exons: 10
Coding region: 321-2417 (698 amino acids)
Biological process (GO): transmembrane transport
Cellular component (GO): membrane
Molecular function (GO): transmembrane transporter activity
Source: RefSeq, a predicted model, not a curated record
AAAGAAAAAUCCAUUAAUUAGUGUAUUAAUUAGUCAAUUAAUUAAAUUAGUAACUGUGUUUUAAGUCCACACUUCUAAGUUAGACUCAACUUAACUCGUUCCUUCAACCAUUGGCUUCAUUUUCCACUUCCCACUUCUAACUUCACAUUUUUCAGUUUCACUCACUUCAACACUCUCUUUUUCUGUUCCGUUCUUUGCCGUUGGAAAAACCAAAACCCUAACACCUUCGCACUUCCACAUUGUUGCCACGUCACGCGCCACCACUCACCAGAUCUAUAACCAACCGGUUCAAGCCAUGUGUGACUAGCUUCUUCGCUAAUAUGUCUAAUUCCGAUUCCGAUCCCAGCAACCGCCACCGUCAUGGUUCUUGGCCACCGCCGACUGAUGCUAAACCAAUUCCACCUGCUUCUUGGGCAAAGAAAACUGGUUUCAAGCCUAAAUUCUCCGGCGAGACUAAUACUAGUGAUUCCGGUCAGAUAAUAAACCAUUUCCCUCCUAAGGUUAGAGAACCUGAACCGCAACCGCAACUGGAUCUUGAAGCCGGUCUUGUUCGUAAACCGGCAAACGGCGUUGCUCAGAGCAACAAUGUUACCAUUCCGGUAUCGGUUCCGGUUGUUAAAGACCAAACGGUGAAGAAACGGAGGGAUUCUGAUGGUGUUCCGAGUACUAACGGUCAGGGAAAUCCAGCUCCGGCAACGGACCAGCCUCCGCAGGUGCGGAGAACGGCGAGGCAUGAAGAAGUGGUUGAUGGUUUGGUUGUGGAUGAUGAAGGGUUAGCGUCUAGGCACCCUCAUAUGAAGUAUGAGCUCAGAGAUUCUCCUGGUUUAGUUCCCAUUAGUGUGUAUGGUAUUCAGCAUUACGUUUCGAUGUUAGGUUCAUUGAUUCUCAUUCCACUUGUCAUUGUUCCUGCAAUGGGAGGUUCUCAUGAGGAAACUGCUAAGGUGGUAUCAACAGUGCUCCUUGUAUCGGGGUUGACUACUCUGUUGCAUAUUAAUUUUGGGUCUAGGUUGCCCUUGAUACAAGGCCCUUCUUUCGUUUACUUGGCGCCGGCUCUGGCAUUAAUAAACUCCCCAGAGUUACAAGCAUUAAAUGGAAACAAAUUCCAGCAUAUAAUGAGGGAGCUUCAGGGGGCUAUAAUUAUUGGAUCUGCUUUUCAAGCUUUCCUCGGAUAUACUGGACUUAUGUCACUCUUAAUAGGGGUGAUCAAUCCUGUAGUUGUAUCCCCAACUAUUGCUGCAGUUGGACUUUCAUUUUUCAGUUACGGAUUCCCAUUAGUUGGUACAUGUCUUGAGAUCGGAGCAGUACAGAUAUUAGUGGUUAUUGUUUUUUCUCUUUAUCUUCGUAAGAUAUCUGUUCUUGGACAUCGCAUAUUUCUAAUCUAUGCAAUUCCUCUUGGUCUAGCAAUUACAUGGGCAUAUGCUUUCUUGCUUACUGAAGCAGGAAUUUACAGCUACCAAGGGUGUGAUGUAAAUAUACCUGCAUCAAAUAUGCUUUCAGAGCAUUGCAGAAAGCAUUUUUCUAGGAUGAAGCAUUGUCGGGUUGAUACUUCUCAGGCAUUGAAAUCCUCUCCAUGGUUUAGAUUUCCCUAUCCAUUACAAUGGGGUACUCCUGUCUUUCACUGGAAAAUGGCUUUUGUAAUGUGUGUGGUUUCGUUAAUCACAUCCGUGGAUUCGGUUGGCUCAUACCAUGCAUCUUCUCUAUUGGUAGCAUCAAGACCUCCAACUCCUGGAGUUCUUAGUCGAGGAAUUGGUUUGGAAGGUCUUUCUAGUGUCUUGGCUGGUCUCUGGGGAACUGGAACUGGGUCUACAACUUUAACUGAAAAUGUUCAUACAAUUGCUGUGACUAAAAUGGGAAGCCGUCUGGCUGUUCAACUGGGCGCAUGCUUUCUGAUAUUGUUGUCUGUCAUAGGUAAGGUUGGAGGGUUCAUUGCUUCAAUUCCUGGAGUUAUGGUUGCUGGUCUGCUCUGCUUUAUGUGGGCAAUGCUCACAGCUUGGGGCUUGUCAAAUCUACGCUAUAGUGAGGCUGGAAGCUCCCGCAAUAUCAUUAUAGUUGGGUUAUCAUUGUUUUUCUCUCUUUCUGUACCGGCCUACUUUCAACAAUACGGCAUCUCUCCGAAUUCCAAUGUGUCCGUGCCAAGUUAUUUUCAGCCCUACAUUGUUGCUUCCCAUGGGCCUUUCCACGUGAAAUAUGGAGGGUUGAACUAUGUCUUGAACACACUUUGUUCACUACACAUGGUGAUUGCAUUUCUUGUUGCUGUUAUCCUGGAUAAUACUGUACCUGGCAGUCAGCAGGAGCGAGGGGUAUAUGUUUGGUCCGAACCUGAGGUGGCCAGAAGGGAGCCUGCUGUUGCUAAAGAUUAUGAGUUGCCCUGGAGAGUUGGUCGGAUUUUCAGGUGGGUGAAGUGGGUUGGCCUGUGAAAGAUUGGGUUUUUUAUGGUUACAUUUUUCAUAUUUAUUAAAUUUUCAUGGGGGCACCAUGUAUUUCACAUGUCUCGGGCUCAACGAUGGAUAGUAAUAGGUCAUGUUACAUAGUAAAUUUUGUAUACAUUUUAGGGGGAAGUGGUGGGUGGAGGAGAUUCGUAGGGGUCUAUAUGUGCUGUAAUUUAUUUAGAUUAAUCAUGUAUCUAGUUCCAAUUCAUUCAAAAUCUCCAGCUGAAUUUUCUCUCCCUACCUCUAAGGCUAGGUUUGACAAACAUUUUGAAUGUACAUAUAUAUCCUUUUUCUUA